Messenger RNA from Ogataea parapolymorpha DL-1, 444 nucleotides. RefSeq lists its product as uncharacterized. NCBI's taxonomy places the organism in Eukaryota, Fungi, Ascomycota, Pichiomycetes, Pichiales, Pichiaceae. The record is from RefSeq and is a predicted model, not a curated record. The transcript is spliced from 2 exons. Bases 1 to 444 code for a protein of 147 amino acids.
AUGGCUAGAUACUGGUGUAAGACAUGCUCUAAAUUUGUUGAUGAGAACUUGAGGGCAAGCCAUGAGGCCAGCGCAGGUCAUAGGGCUGCGAUGAACCGUUUGUUGAAAGGGUUUCGAGAACGACAACAGCAGCAAGAGAAACUUACACGACAGGCCGAGAAAGAGCUCAACAGAGCGAGAGAAAAAUCCCCGACACGAGCACAAAGCCCAGUAGCUGCACCAUUAGUGAAUGAACAUCUCCAUGAGCCAGAAAGGCCAACAUACUCGGUGCCUACAGGGGUCCGAGAAAAAAAGAUCGCCAAGUCCGAAAAAGAGCUUAAAGAGUGGGGAUUCAACGAAAAACCGAUUGACGAGGAGCUCUCCAGCGGCUCAGACACAGAACUCAAAGAGCCCAAGCCUAAACCCACGUUCAAAAGAAGGAAACCGAAGAACCAGCAUAGUUAG